AUGAGCUGUAGAGUUUUCGUUCCUUACGGAAUAACAGAGACUGAUCCCAAAUUGAUCAGCAAAUCUAACAAAGAAAAGGAGGGUCCAUGGUUUAUUGAGAAUAUAAUUUUGAGACAAAUUCCAUCAAUUCAGGAGACACUGGUAUCCUGUAAAGAUAUGAUAGUUGAUGAGAGCAACGAGAUAAAGUUACCUAUUUCAUCCAGAAACUCUGAUGUAAUCAAAGGAGUUAUUAUCAGAAAACAGUGUGAGAUAGUAGGAAUCAACUUGAUUUUGAAGGGCUUUCCCGUUAAGCAUUUGGAGUUGAAAGCUAAUGAGAGAGUUGUUAUUCCUCAGUUGAAUGACGGAGUGCAUGAAAUCGAUCAGGCAUUGAUUAGUAUCGACCGUUUGUUUCAACUUUAUAGUGAUGGAACUCACUUUGAACGCUACUUGGAUGUUUUAACUGAGUUUCAUGGACAUAUCAAACUAGCUAAGGAUAGCUUGAAACUGCCAUCACCAGAUUAUUUGUUCCCUCGAUACAGAAACGUAAAAGCUUUGGAGCCAGAACUUCCAGUUAGCAUGUCCUUAGACUUUUACAUCAAUAAUGGAGAUAUAUGUCUGGAAAUCAACAAGUUGCAUCAAUCCCACGCCGUCCCUUGGAGCAUUAUUGUCAACAAGACCAAAAGACAAAGUUUUGUUGAUGUUGUCAGAACUCAAAUUAGCAAAAAUCGGGAAGACUCCAUAAAUGAGAUUGUAGACAUGGAGUACAAGAAGCUACUAAGGUGGCUUGAUAGUGAGAGUGGCACUGCUAUCGAAGAUGACAAUAAUCAUCACAAGAAGUCAUUACAGGGAAGAGGUGUUGGCGGAGUGCUUAGCGGUCUUUUCUUCAAUGGAGGGUCCAGUUUCAGAAAUUGCAAUAAGUAUUUGCAGAAUUAUUUGACGUAUUUGGACAACGAUAACCAACCAAUUGUUGUUAUGGUGGAGGAAAAGUUUGAAGUUCUGAGCUCAGACCCUAUCCUUAUUAGUACAAGUACAAAGUUGGAGACCCUGGAGCGCGUAGUUGAAAAGAUGAUAGAAAAUUUCCAGGUGGUCAACUAUAAAGAUAACAGAUAA
Messenger RNA from Komagataella phaffii GS115, 1089 nucleotides. RefSeq names its product Subunit of RAVE (Rav1p, Rav2p, Skp1p). NCBI's taxonomy places the organism in Eukaryota, Fungi, Ascomycota, Pichiomycetes, Pichiales, Pichiaceae. Bases 1 to 1089 code for a protein of 362 amino acids. The record is from RefSeq and is a predicted model, not a curated record. The transcript has a single exon. Gene Ontology annotation, cellular component: RAVE complex.